AUGGCGGACCAAAUCGUGGACGCGGUCGAGUCGUACGAUCCAUCUGUAACGUCCAUCCUGAACAAACUCCCUGGCAAACGCAUCGACGCCUACAUACGCAAAGUGUCCAGUCGAGGCAUCCCCCAGCAAGGCGAGACGACAGGGGGUUACACGGAGGGGUACGCACACCUGUCCCACAUCCCGCUCUUCUCGCUCUACUCAGAAGAGCAACACAAGAUCCUGGCCAAGAAAUGGGGCGAGACGAGCAAGUGGCAGGACUGGGGCAACAAGGACCUCGACCUGCAGACCAAGGCCACCAUCAAGGGCAUGGAGAUCAUGGGCGGCGGGCACGGCACCAUCACCACGGUGAAAUGGAUGACAAGGACCAUCGGUGGUCUGGAGACCAUGGCUGCCGGUAUGGCAAUGGAGCAAAAUCAGCUCGUGGUCAUCACGAGAUGGAUUGUUCCCGCCCGGCCAGGCACGCUGGCUUGGUUGGUUGAUGUAUUCGAGCACCGAUGGCUGGAUCCGAACAGUACGCGGGGCAAGAUGUCCAAGAUAUCUGGCAACGCCAUUCUCCUCAAACCCGGCCUCCCGACUGACGGCAAGGUAACGUUUAAAGUCUUUGACACGCAGGCGAAGGGGAUGAAGAGCCAGAAGACGUGGUCCAAAAAGCGCGGAAUAGAGGCUUCGUGCGAUGCCGUCGUGCUGGUGGUCGACGGAGGAGCCGCAGACGUCCCGUUGGAGAUGGUUGCGCGCUUCCAGCGCGUGUGCAGUAUCUGGGAAGGCCGGGAGAUGCAGAAGCGGUUCGAAGAUCAGUGGAAAGUUCCGAUCCUGCGCUGA
This is a messenger RNA of Fonsecaea erecta, 819 nucleotides long. RefSeq lists its product as hypothetical. Lineage: Eukaryota; Fungi; Ascomycota; Eurotiomycetes; Chaetothyriales; Herpotrichiellaceae. The record is from RefSeq and is a predicted model, not a curated record. The transcript is spliced from 2 exons. Bases 1 to 819 code for a protein of 272 amino acids.